UAAGCAAAUCAAUUUCCGUCCUCAAUACUACAUGUUUCGUAUGACACACAACCAGCAAAAGUUGAAAUUUUUCUUCAAGGAAGGACUAUGAUCCCUCCAGUAGAAUAUAUCCUCGUUGAAUAUACACUAUAUUUUGAGUUUGAACACAUGUAAUAACACUCCCCCGUCUGGCAUACAAGAUGGCUGCUGCAUUAUCCAUCUUUCAUUUAUUCACAGUUUUUCUCUAUAGAAUAUACGAAGAACUUGAAAAUACGACAUAUUUUUUGCUAUCGAGGACUGCACCAGCACAGUAAUCUUUCGAAAUUUCGGCAUGUGAUCCUCUUAGAAGGCGUUGAAAGAUGACGCAGGUUACGUUGGGGCCUGUCCUGACUAACCUGUUCAUAAUUUAAAUGGUAACAGAUUUAGACGGCCGUAAAUUGACAACAAUAGUUACUUAUAAGGGAAACUUGGAAGAUCCAGAUUUCCCAAAACAACGAAGUUGUUCGACAAAUUCAUUGAAUGAUAUUCUGUGCAAGAUAGUCAAAAUACACAAGCUGGAGCCCUGGAAUUCAGUGAGGGUAACGCUGUCUAUUCCAAGAGAGGCAGCGUUACGUCUUCGACAGUUGGCCAAUGAAGGCUCUCAUUUGCUUAAAGCCAUUGGCAUCUUGUCCGUGCAAGUAGAAGAUGACCAAGUGAUUUCUUUACGAAUUGCACCUGGACCUCUUGGGUCCGAAGCUCAAGAAAUUGUUUUGAGAACUCAAGAUGGCCCAGGUGCUUCUUCCAGCAGUAUCUCAGUUGGCAGGUCUGAUUUUGAGGGACCCCUUGCUAGAUUAUUUUCUACGAAUAGUGGUGGUAAUGCAGUUUCCACUGCAACAAACUCAUCAGUGGCCAGUGAAAAAGUGCAAUUUAAAUCGCCCAAUGUGGUGUGUCCUUCAGACUCUGUGGUGCCUAAAGUGGCGGUCAGCAGUUCCCCAACAACAUCAAAGAAUCCUUUUCCAUUCACUAGCAUGAAUCAGGCUAUACAUAGUAGAGAAAUUAGUAAUCAGCAUCAGCAACAAAAUUCUACAGUUUCAUUGGGGUCUGUACCGGUUCCAGUUUCUGUAGCAUCAGUGCCUCUGUCAACAGUUCCAUCUUUACCACCACCCCCAUAUCCAACUCAAAAUCCUCCAGUUUCGAUAUCAAGUCCCUUAUUAGUGAACCUACUACAGAAUGACGGAGCUGAUAGUGUUUUAAGUGUGCCUCCUGCAACUGCUAAUGUAGCAGUGAAGUUUAAGUGUCCUCGAACAGUGACUAGUAACAAUAAUGUGUUAGUAACUUUACCACAGACCAAUACUAAUAGUAACUUAUCAGUGAAUUCAAUUGUUUCACCAAGCGCCUUAUCUAAUAAACACCAAACAAUUAGUACAACUACAUGCGCUCUGAAUAUAAGUGCAACACAGCCUCCACCUUUGAACAAUCUUCCUGUUUCAAGGCCAACGUCUUUACUACCACCACCACCACCGUACCCUUUGACUUGGGCCUCACCAACUCAUCUACCUGAUAUAACACCAUCUCUCACAGAUCUUAGAGCUGAUGACUUGGACCAACUACUACCAUCUUUAGAGCACGAUCUGGUGCAUAGUCCUCCAGAUUUACCAGAAUUAUUGUCGAAUUCUAAUCACAGUGACCAUUCAAUGUUGGGUCCACCAGAACCACAACACUGUGGAAGGAACUUUCUAAUAAAUCCAUUAACAGGGGAAUUAGAACCACAGUCAAGUGAUGAAAGUGAAGAUGAUGAAGUUAGGGAUGUGUUCACCGAUUUGCCAUCACCUAGCGCAACAUUUUCAGAUGAAGAUACAAAUUCCACUUCCAAAACUGAUAAUAUAAUGAAUAAUAUAACUGAUCACAGUGAUAGUGAUACUAGGUCUUCUUUGAUUGAAACAGGUGUUAAACAUAGGUAUAAAAAUAUUAAAUCUUCUAAAGAUAAAGGUCGAGAUUCACCAUCUUUGAAGCCAACUGAAAAAAUUAAACUGAGGUUGAAAUUAGAGAAAUCAGAACCUGUGAAUCCUGCAUAUAAAGUGGAUGUUAGUUUUAUUAAUACUCAGCCCAAGAAAGCAUCAGUUACACCAAGUCCUUCUCCACAAACGCCUCCAAGUUCAGAAGGUUUGAGAGUUCCGCCUCUACAUAUUUCACUGAGAGGUAGAAAUUUGGUUAUAAAAAACAAGAAGAGGAAUAAAAUGUUGGAAGGUGGGGAAAAACAGAAAGUUCGGAAAACUCAGGAUUACACUCUCAAAAGAAAACAAGACAGUACUGUGGGAGAACACGAUGCAAAUAUUCCCCUUCCUGCGAUGGUUGAUUCAUCAAUAGAGCAAAAUAAAAUGAGAUGUGCAAACUCUGAUAUGAAAAAGAUUAAAAGACCCAAACUGAAUAAUGACUUCAAGGACGGCCUUCCACAAACAAGUCCUCAAAUGCUCUCACAAGACACAAAAGUUGUUCUUCACAAUUAUAUAUCCAAAGAUAAAGAAAAAGAAAGACGUGGAAGUGAUUCAGAGUUAUCUAAGUCUAGUAAAAAAUUCUUAGAAUCAAACGGAGUGAAUUCUGAAGAUAAAAAAAGAAGAUUGAGUCAGUCGGAUUGUGUUGAAAGUACUGAAGUUCCUGGUUCCACGAACAUAGGAACAAUGGUUGGAUUACCAAAACCUAGAAAAGAGAAAGUAAAAAACCGUGAACUGAAUAGGAAUAAGAGUUACUCUAAAAAUUUAGCAGAGAAGAUAGCCAAACAACAAAUCAACUUGUCUAGCGUAGAAAUAGAUAUGGAAUCGAAAAUUAAACAGAGAUUAUUAGAAGGAGUGAAUAGAAUCCCGCAUCGGAUCGAUCAAACAACUUCUACGCCUGAAAAACCACCUCCUGUUGAAGAAAAGUUACCAGAGCCUGAGGGGUGUAAUACACCUGAUAGAAAGGGUGAAGUGGUGGAGAAACCAGUAGCAGGUAGGUCACCGAACGGUGGAGCUCAGGGGGAAGACAGUGGUAUUGAGAGUAUGGAUGCCUUGAGUGAAAAAUCGCCAAACCAAGCCAGUCAGAGUCCUCAUGCAGAUUUGCCAGAACCUGCAUUGAAACCCAAAGCCCAAGUGCCUGAUAUGAUGGAUAUUGAAGCUCAAUUAGCUAAAAUGGAAGGUCUUAAUGGUGAAGAAGAUUGUUGUAUGACAUCUUCAUUGCAAGAUAAUUUGAAAAGUGAUUCAUCGCCAAUUUCCAUACACACAAACAUGAAUAACGCAAAAGAAAAAGAGUCUUAUGAUAAAGAUGAAUCACUUUCAAAUCCUUCGAAUUCCAAUGAAUUACCUUCAAGCCAAACAAAUAAAGAUGAUCUUGAACCUCUCCCUUUGAGAGUUGCCCCUCCUUUAUAUACAUACUCCAAUCCAGAGAAAAGUAGAGAUUCUGAAGAAAUUUUUGGGGUAGAAUCGGAAGGUAUCAAUAAUUCAAGUCCAUUGAAGAAUAAAAGUUUGCUAGAAGCUCUCUUGAUAGAAAUACCAUCAGAUCAGCAAUGUUCAGAUAAUCCAAGUCCUGCAACAAGAUCAGUUAGAACUAGGGCAUCAUCUAAACUGAACAGUCCUGAAAUAAACUUGAAUUCACCGGUUACUAGACAGCAAAGAGGCUCCACACCUGCUACUAAGAGAAAACGUCAAGAAUCGGAAAGUUCUAAUCAGAGUUUGGACGACUUUAAAAAGAAAGCUCGAAAAUUGAAUGAUACUAAUGAAAUGAAACCAGUUGGAACUGAACAAGCAGCAACUAAAAUGAAUUGUGUGAAAAAGGCAAAUUUUGUUGGAAAUUUAACGUUGAAUGUGAAAAGUAAUGAUGAAAGCUCUGAUAGUGAUGAACCACUGAUCGAGAAAAUGCGGAAAAGUAAUGCUCCCCCAGUAGUUCCGACAUCUUCAAUAUCACACUCAAUUGCUACAGUUAUGACGAAUGUUGUUACUACAGUAGCUUCAACAAAAGCUAAAGUGAAAUCCCCAGUUGCUUUGGCGAAGAGCAUUGUGUCUAAUAAUGCACCUUUGAGUACAAGACGAUCGGUUAGGUCUGCGAUGCCAGCUCAAAAUACAAGAAGUAAGGGGGAUAUCAGGGUUCAUAUUGAUAGUGCUGCAACAGCAGCGGAAGCUGUCCGGAGGAAAACACGAAGUGCAGUAGUCGACUUGGAACUUAAAAGGAAAAAAGAAGUGAAGUGACAAUUUGCAGGCGACUCCGUCGCCUCCUUAUUCGUGCCCAUUUCAGAGCUGCAGCAGUAGAUGUGCAGCCCAUGUACAGAAUGUGAUAAUCCCCAACUACAAAUUUCUUUUAUUGACCUAACCACUUGUAUAUAGCUAGAAUUCAUUGUAAAUAUAGAAAGAAAAGAGCAGUGUCUUCAUACACUUUGUAUAUUGCGCUAUUUUCCAUACAUAAUAACCUUUAUUCUAUACUAUUUCAUUUGCAUUUUACGUACAAAAACUUGAAAUAUUUCACUUGUAUAAUUGUAUGAUUAUAAUGUAAAGUUGUUGACAUAUUGUUUAUGUUUUAGCUUAGUUUUAUUUGUUUAUUAUUCUUAUUAUUUAUACCAUGGAGCCUUGUAGAAUGUUUCUGGUUUCUUUACGUAAAAUACAAUACAUUGUAAUGUUCUUAAUUGUAGAUUUGUGGAACGGUUGAUCAUUAUAAAAUAUACAUUGUUAAAUAGAAAUAUCUUAAUAUUUAUA
Messenger RNA from Coccinella septempunctata (seven-spotted ladybird), 4676 nucleotides. RefSeq lists its product as uncharacterized. The coding region runs from base 390 to 4175 and encodes 1261 amino acids. Gene Ontology annotation, cellular component: nucleus; transcription regulator complex; histone methyltransferase complex. NCBI's taxonomy places the organism in Eukaryota, Metazoa, Arthropoda, Insecta, Coleoptera, Coccinellidae. The transcript is spliced from 4 exons. The record is from RefSeq and is a predicted model, not a curated record. Gene Ontology annotation, biological process: positive regulation of transcription by RNA polymerase II.